AUGACUGCUCUCCGGAACCCGAAGGGAACAACCAUUUCAUCGAGAAGGGCAAUGGAGAAAAUCAUUUACGACUUCUACUCUGAUCUUUUCGACAGCCACGUCCACUUGCCUCCUCACCGUCUGAGGGAAGACGGACAUGUCAUUCCAGAGGUUCUCCCGCCCGAAAUACGACAUGCUAUCAUGUCGGUAAGAAAUCGUACGGCACCCAGAAUAAGACCAGAACACCUGAAAAACCUUCCAGUACUCAUCCAUACUCUGGCGAGGCUCUUUACACGUUAUCUGUCGGAAUGCAAGGUUCCUAAACAGUGGAUGACCAGCAAAACCGUGUUGUUGUAUAAAAAGGGAGAUCUACAUGACAUCGAAAGAACAUUAGAUGAAGGACAGCCAUGCGAGCAAGCAGGGUUUCGGGAAAAGUUUACCACGACUGACCAUGUCAUGAUCAUGUCAGUGAAGAAUAGUUCUUCAUUCGGUCUCGACAGAAUAAAGCUUGAACAUCUGAAGUUCCUACCGCCAGUACUCAUCAACACACUGACGAGGUUCUUCACUUGCUAUCUGUCAGAAUGCAAGGUUCCGAAGCGAUGGAAAACCAGUAAGGUCAUGCUGUUGUAUGAGACGGGAGACCCACAAGACAUCAGCAACUAUCGCUCAAUCUGCUUACUGUCUGUCAUCUACAAACUCUUCACAAGAGUAGUCCUAAACAGGAUAGAAAGAACAUUAGAUGAGGGACAGCCAUGCGAGCAAUCAGGUUUCAAAGACUUGAAGAAAGCCGUCUACUCAGUUGGGACGGAAGCGGUCACAGAAGCUUUGGACAACCAAGGCCCUACUCCAUGUAUAAAGAUACUUCAUCCUGAAAUUAACUAUGAUAAACGACGUGACCUCCGAGCUGGGCAGGAAGAGACGAACGGCUUGAGGAGCAUACAAUACACAUGUGGUGAAGAAGACCAAAAACUCUGUGCUUGA
Molecule: messenger RNA, 960 nt
Organism: Necator americanus (New World hookworm)
Lineage: Eukaryota; Metazoa; Nematoda; Chromadorea; Rhabditida; Ancylostomatidae
Exons: 4
Coding region: 1-960 (319 amino acids)
Source: RefSeq, a predicted model, not a curated record